AUUUCUCCAAACAAGAGAUCAAUUCUAUUUGAAUCUCUGUUGACAAUGGAGGAACUUAUUGCAAAAAUAUGGUCAUUUAUCGGCCUUUUCACUCUCCUGCAAAACAUUCUUCCCCCACACCUGCACAAAAUCUUGAUGGAUUGGUUAUUCUCUGUGAAAGAUUAUUUCAGCCCUCCCCAUUACCAUCUGGAAAUUCCAGAAUUCAAGGACAGUCAUGGAGUCAACGCCAACGAUCUCUAUGACGCGGUUGAGCGCUAUCUCGACGAUGUGGAAGGCAUUACCCGUACUCGACGACUGAGUGUGUUUCGUGCCAGGAAUUCCAGCAAUUUGGGCUUCUGCCCUGCGUUUGAUGAGGUAGUGGAGGACAGCUUCAGGGGAGUCAGGCUAUGGUGGACUCACAGUGCCCAAACUGAGGAGCGCAAUGGAGGAGGAGGAGGAGACCGCAAUGCAGUGAAUGAAAGGCGGAGAUUUACUCUCAAAGCAGAGAACCAAGACAAAGACUUCAUCUGCGCUUACUUCGAUCACAUUACAAAUCGCGCAGCAGAGCUCAAUACGCUCAACAAAGAUCUCACUUUGUAUACCAAUGCAGGGGAUGCUCGUUGGGGGGAAGGAUGGACUGGAGUCCCCUUCAAACAUCCCUCGACCUUUGCCUCUCUGGCUCUCGAUCCCCUGCUCAAGUCCAGAAUUCUCAGAGAUCUCGACCGAUUUAAAAAGGGAAGAGAGUUUUACAGACGGAUUGGGCGUUCCUGGAAGCGCGGGUAUCUUCUUCACGGGCCUCCUGGAACAGGGAAAUCGAGCCUCAUUGCUGCCAUUGCUAAUUACAUGAGAUAUGAUGUUUAUGAUAUGGAGCUCACACAAGUGAGUGAUAACACGGAGCUUCGUGCGCUUCUCACCCAAACGAGAGAGAAAUCUGUGAUUAUUAUUGAGGACAUUGACUGCUCGCUCAAUCUGGGUGAGAGGGUUUCGAAUCCUCCACCAGGCGAUCAAGAAGAGCAAAAGAGGAGCGGCAUUACGUUGUCCGGUUUGCUCAAUUUCACGGAUGGGUUGUGGUCCUGCUGCGGCGAGGAGCGCAUAAUUUUGUUUACAACGAAUCACAAGGAAAUGCUUGAUCCUGCCCUGCUCAGAAGUGGGCGGAUGGACAUGCACAUUUUGCUUUCCUUUUGCACUUUCGAGGCAUUUAAAUCUCUCGCUUUUAAUUAUUUGCAGGUUGAGGACCAUCCUCUGUUUGCAGCAGUGAAGGAGAAGAUGAAUUCUGGGGCGGAAAUGACUAGUGCAGAAAUUAUAGAGGUUUUGAUAAAUAAAGUGGAGGAGCCCUCUGAAGCGCUGAAUGAUGUGAUUUGUGGUCUGGAUGCCAAGAUUAAGGUGAAAGAGGAAACGCUUACGGUUCCACCCACAUCUCGCCAAGAUGUGGAAGAAGAGGCCCAAAACUCGAAAUCAAGAAAGUGUUGUCGGAAGGGAUGUUCAAGGAAAAGGCGAGGAAAAUGCAGAGGGUGCAGGCGCAUUGAGUCUCACGUUUUCGACUGAGAUAAAUAUGUGCGUGUGUUUCACUUCCUUCUUGUUUGCUGUAACCAAUGAUGUGAUACCCCCCAAAUGGCGACAAUAAAUUAGUGGGGUUUACUCUGUUCUUUUUGGAGUGCGUCUUAGACAUUCGUGCGGCUCUUUUUGCACCACUUCAAAUAUUGGGUUAGGCAUUGUGGCUCUUUUUACACUUGAUACUCAUGAUAUCCUAUCAAUGUUGCUCUUUGUCACUUAGUGGUUUUAUUUCUUUCUACUAGUGUGUAGCUUUUGUCUUUUA
This is a messenger RNA of Cryptomeria japonica (Japanese cedar), 1795 nucleotides long. Its product is annotated as AAA-ATPase At4g30250. The transcript has a single exon. The coding region runs from base 46 to 1524 and encodes 492 amino acids. Gene Ontology annotation, molecular function: ATP binding; ATP hydrolysis activity. The record is from RefSeq and is a predicted model, not a curated record. NCBI's taxonomy places the organism in Eukaryota, Viridiplantae, Streptophyta, Pinopsida, Cupressales, Cupressaceae.